ACUGUGUGCAGUUUGACCAACUGGAAAGAGACCAAGCUCCCGCCCUGCAACCCUGGCGUGGCUCGACUGCGCCCCAGCGAAUAUGUCUUCUGAAGACCUGCCUCGCUUCAGCCUCAUCCGAGAAUACUUCUCGGAUGAGGAAUGGAGCGCCAUGUCAUUCUACGUGAAGUCAAGGAUGACCAAUCUCAAGGAAAACUACGAUCUUCUCCUAGGAAUGGGCUGCACUCCACCGGUGCCCGACUUCAUCAAGCCGAAGCCCUCAUCAAGACCUGGAUCGGCAGGGACAAAGCAGGCCUCGACCACUGCCGCCGCAGGAUCAUCCGGGAAAGAGAACAGGCCCCCCAGGUCAGUUGGGUGA
Ixodes scapularis (black-legged tick) is the source of this 358-nucleotide messenger RNA. Its product is annotated as histone-lysine N-methyltransferase PRDM9-like. Gene Ontology annotation, biological process: regulation of DNA-templated transcription. The record is from RefSeq and is a predicted model, not a curated record. Lineage: Eukaryota; Metazoa; Arthropoda; Arachnida; Ixodida; Ixodidae. The transcript is spliced from 4 exons. The coding region runs from base 83 to 358 and encodes 91 amino acids.